This is a messenger RNA of Schizosaccharomyces japonicus yFS275, 3030 nucleotides long. RefSeq names its product ATPase. NCBI's taxonomy places the organism in Eukaryota, Fungi, Ascomycota, Schizosaccharomycetes, Schizosaccharomycetales, Schizosaccharomycetaceae. Bases 13 to 1548 code for a protein of 511 amino acids. Gene Ontology annotation, molecular function: ATP hydrolysis activity; nucleotide binding; ATP binding. The transcript has 5 exons. The record is from RefSeq and is a predicted model, not a curated record.
AGAUAAUAAGUGAUGUAUGUUUCGACUGUUAGUAGUUCGGUGCCUCUCUACCUACACUUGCUUAGUAAAACUCAUUCAAUGACUUCCUACGUUAGGUUUAGGAACACUUCGUUCUUCGAUAGUACCUUUCAAUUAUUUAAAAACAUUUCGUUUGACCUUAAGCCUAAUCAAAACUGGGCUAUUGUUGGUUCUGUUGGCAGUGGACGCACAUCAUUCCUUAAGUGUCUUGCAGGAGGCUAUACCCCCUCACCGGCGACAAGUUUUUCUCAUCCAUAUUUUCGAGAAAAAAAUCUUGAUCCGUACCUGACGAUUCAGUUUCUCGACUUUAAAGAAACUGGAACUCAAGCUGCGGCAUAUUAUACAGAGCGUUACCAUAGUUUACGUGAUCCUGAACAUGACCGAACAUUGGAACAAUGGUUAAAAAAUGCCUAUCAUGGUAACCAGCGUGAUGCUUCUGCUGCUGUCAAAAGGGCUGCUGAUAGCGUCCGUUUGACUGAAUUGUUACCUUAUAGUAUAAUAAAUCUCAGCAACGGACAGUCCAGAGCUGCAAUGCUGGCAGCAAAGUUACUUCGACAACCGGAAAUGCUCCUUAUUGAUGAACCAUAUUCUGGAAUGGAUGUGAAAGCUAGAAAAUCAUUCUCGGAAAUUUUUGGGGAAUUGAGCAAUCACAAUUGUCCAAAAAUUGUUUUGAGUCUUCGAGAGCAAGACGAAACUCCUGAAUACAUCACACACAUUUUACAGCUCAAUAAUAGAAAGGUGGUUUAUCAAGGACCUUCGGAUCACUUUAUGCCUCAGGUUCAUAGCACUUUCCAGAAACCUGAAACGAUUGUGCAACACAACAUCGGAAAGCCACUUGUGGUCCUUAAAGAUGUGAAUUGUCAGUACUAUGACCGCAGUGUUUUGCGCACGAUUUCGUGGACCAUUCGUGAAGGCGAACGCUGGGCACUACGGGGAGCAAACGGAAGCGGAAAGACGACUCUACUUGCGUUUGUUGUUGGUGAUCAUCCCAAAGCGUUCGCUGUCGAUGUAAAGUAUUUUGGAACAGCAAUUGGUCCAGGAAGUCACGUAUCUAUCUUGGACUUGCAACAAAAUAUUGGACAUACAUCUCCGGAAAUUUUCAAUCAUUUCCCUAAGCAGUUAACGGUUAUGCAAACUCUGUUGAGUGCGUGGAAUACGAACUUCAGACCAGUGAAGGAGACAGAUGAAAGAGUGGAUGCUAUACAGAGAAUACUUUCCUACUUCCAACUCCAAAAGUAUGCACAGACACCACUUUCUGAGUUAAGUAUUGGCUUGCAAAGAUUCUUUCUGUUUUGUCGUGCCUGCGUGAAGCAACCCAAACUUUUGAUUCUAGACGAACCUUUCCAAGGUGUCGAUACUCAAUUGGUGCAGAAGGCGCAUUGCUGGCUUAAUGACAAACUUCUUCCCUCUCAAGCAAUGGUUAUUAUUUCUCACUACGACGAAGAAAUCCCCAGUUGUGUAAAUGCUAGUGCACAACUUGAACAGGGAAAGCUCCGCAUUACGGUCCCUCCUCCCUCACCUUCUUCUUAGAUAUGAUUUCUUUUAAUCGUAUCAAUAUCUCAGUCUAUAAAACUUCAAAAUACUUAAUGUUUCACCACCUGCCCUUCGAACCAAAACAUUGGAACCCUUAAAGCCACGACACUCCAUUUGCUUUAUGAUUUCGUUUGGUUUGUUUCUGGCCACUGUCACAAGAUAAAAAACACCAGUGGGAGAUAAUAUGUCCUAAAGAACAGUUAGUCGAUAUUUUCUUAAAACACAUCAAUUCAUCGCAGUGUCAAAAACCCACGUACAUCGAGCGAGUCUAGCAAUUUUGAAGUUACUUCCAUCCCAUCAAAUCCCCCUGCCCAAGCUGCUGCUAUCGUUCCCUCUAAAGGUAUCUCCUGAGUCUCUGUAGGAACAUACGGGGGAUUGAAAAUAAGAAUAUCCACAGAUUUCCGAAGUCUUAAAGCUUGAAUAAAUCUUGUAUUUAUAAUAUCAGAGAAGGAUUCUGAACAAGACGGUGUCUUGUUUUUCGCCAUUGUAAUGCUCGAAGCCCGGCAAGCUAACAUGGAAAUAUCAGUAGAAAAAUAUACUUUGGACAAUUAGUACAUGUAAUCACUCCAUAUUUUGUAAAGGCAGAAACACAACCUGAACCGGAUCUGUACAUAUCGUUAAUAAUCAUUAAGAUGUAGGACUCGACUCAUAUACCCAAUUUCUACAACAAUAGGUAAUGCAUUUUUAUAUUUUUCUCGUAGCUCUUCUGCAUCCUCUUCUAAAGCAUCAAGUAAAGCAAAAGUAUCCUCUUUUAAUGGUUAGAAAAAAAUUAAUUGUGCUAAAAAGCAAUAGCUUGUGAGAUUAUGCCAUACCAGCUGGUUCAUACACAUCCCAAAACUGUUUUUCACUUAAAUGAUCGGUAUUUGGUGUUGGAAUUCCCAUAUUACUAUUAUUUUUUAGUUUUCGUCCUCAUCAAUGGUGAUCAGGAUUCGUGUGGAAACUCGUUGUUUUAUAAAUCGUAACUAGUAAAUGUUCAAUCUCUUUGCAAGAUUAAUCUACAUGUCAAUACAAAUAAAGAAGAAACAAUUGGGCAUCAGACUCUGACAUAAAAUCAAAAAAAUAAAAACACUUAUAUUAACGCGCUUGUAAGAUUUUUGGCUAUCGGUAUUUACGAACCGUAUUAGAGAAGCCUUGAAUGCUUAAUCCUAAAAUGGAAGAGCAGAUUUGUUGUCAGUAAGUAUGUAUAUAUGUCACUAAAAGCUAAAUGAUUCUGUUCGAGCGUGUGCUGCAUCUACUAAACAAGUGUUGUUGAGGGGUAUGUACUGACGUGUAAGAAACUAUUUAGAUUAGUAAAUUGAAUAUUUGAAGUUGAUGCACUUAUAACAUAUCGAGAGUACUUACUUUUAUAGCUUCCUGCGCAGCAAUAGCUCCAAUAAAAGCAGAAACGGAGUGAAUUUCAGCUCCUGCAGAACGAGAACUAGUUGGUUAGCUCAAGCAUUCAGAUAAAAUUGAGAAUACAUACAUUUCUCUGCAUGCAUU